CCAACGAUGGUGCCGGCGGACUUCUGGCGUUGGGGCGAAGGCCUGGCCGGAGAAAAUGGCGAGCACCGGAGUCGUGUAUCCAAGCUUAAGUCAGGCCAGGGACUCCGUGAGUCAAGCCGCGGCUCGGCUGGUCCUCAACUAAACUACUGAUUAAGUGGUGAGGUAAUUCAGGAAGUAUGUGUUACCGUGAAGAUAGGGUCAAACGUGGAUUCUCAAAUGACCGAGCAAGCCUGAGGUUGUGCUUUACAUAGAAGAAAGAGCAUGGAAUUUUCAUUGGGACGACCAAAGAGGUCAACUUGUAAUAUUAAUUCAGCAUUUGGGAAAUUGGGGCGAUUGUGCUUAAUGUUUACUCUGCAUAUCGAGCCUUUUGAAUCGAAUCCAAUCCAAUCCAAACCAGUUUCUGCUGUUUUGUUUUACGAUGGAUUUCAUUACUCCAGUUAUUACGCUUGUGGCCUCUGCCAUAGAUUGUGUAGCCGGAAGAUUCGCAACUGAAGGAGAUCUGGUUAAAAGAAUUGAUAAUCUUGAUAGAGCCUUGGAGGAGCUGAUUGAAGUGAGGGAUGACUUGAUCAAGCAGGUGGAUGGAGCAGAGCUAAAGGGGUUAUCUCGUACAAAUCAAGUCAAGGGGUGGCUAGCAAGAGUGGGCAGAGUUGAAACAGAAGCGAGACAGAUGAUAGAUCAAAUGAGACAGAAGAAACAAGUCCUAUUCUGCUGUGAUGCAUCCUGUUGUUUGAGGUAUGAGCGCAUCAACGAGGCCGACGAGAAGCUUGCUGUGGUCAGAGAGCUGAAGGGGCGAGGAAGAUUGGAAGUUGACUUGGCAGAUGGGCUGCUUCUGGUGCCUGUGGUGGAGGUGCCAAACAGGCCUACUGUGGGGAUGGAGUUAAUGCUGGAUAGAGUCGGGAUUCUUCUGAGGGACGAGACGGUUGGAAUGCUCGGAAUUUAUGGGAUGGGAGGGGUUGGCAAGACGACUCUCUUGAAGUGCAUAAAUAAUGGAUUUCUGAAUCAGGAUCAUGACUUUGAUGUAAUAAUAUGGGUUGUGGUAUCCAGAGAUUUCAUGAUCGAAAAGAUUCAGCGAGCUAUUGGGGAGAGGCUAGGCCUGUCGUGGGAUGAGACACAGUUUCAAGAACUAAGAGCUUCGAGAAUACACAGUGUCAUGAGGAAGAGGAAAUUUCUGUUGCUGUUGGAUGAUGUUUGGGGAGGCCUUGAUCUGGACAAUGUUGGCAUACCGAUCCCCAGUCAAGAAAACGGGAGCAAAGUAAUUUUUACAACACGGUCAAUGGAAGUGUGUAGCUAUAUGGAUGCCGAUGAUCAGCUCAAGGUUGAAUUCCUGAGUGAGAUGGAAUCAUGGGAGCUCUUCUGUCGGAAAAUCGGCAAGCUUGACAUCCUAAGCACACCCCUGAUAAAGGAUCAUGCCAAGACCAUUGUGCAAAAAUGCGGAGGCCUUCCUCUCGCCUUGAUCACCAUGGGAAGGGCGAUGGCGAACAAGAAAGUUGAGGAGGAGUGGAGACACGCAGUCGAAGCGCUGCACAAGACUCCAUCAGACAUUCAAGGCAUGGAAGAUGUGUUUACACUCCUCAAGUUCAGUUACGACAAUCUUGGCAAUGAUGUCUUGCGCUCGUGCCUAGUGUACUGCUCUUUAUUUCCCGAAGACUGCAGUAUUGAGAAAGAACAGCUGAUUGAGUACUGGGCAGGGGAAGGCUUUCUAGAUGGCUACCAACACCGGGAUCCCCAUGCCGUUGGGCAUUCCAUUAUCGGAUCUUUGCGAGUUGCGUGCUUCUUGCAGAGCGGCGAAGAGGAAUCACAGGUCAAGAUGCAUGAUGUCGUGAGGAGUUUCACCUUAUGGAUUGUGUCAGAGCAGUCGAGAUUCAUAAUGCAGGCCAGUGAAGGGCUAACAGAAGCACCAUCUGCCGAGAGGUUGAGUCGAGCAGAGAGGGUCUCAUUGUUGGACAAUGCAAUCACUAAACUAUCUGGCACACCUAUAUGUCCCAACCUAUCGACGCUGUUUCUCCAAUUGAACAAAAGCCUUACCAAAAUUUCUGAUGGCUAUUUCCAGAACAUGCCAGCUCUCAAAGUUCUGGACUUGUCGUUCACUGGCAUCAAGCAGCUUCCAUUAAGUAUUUACGCCUUGGAAGAGAUUCGCCAUCUGGACCUGUCGGGAACUAGGUUAAGAGCAUUGCCGGCAGCGCUGGGAUCACUGAAAAACUUACGGCAUUUGAACGUGCAGCGCAAUCAGAACUUAACCGUGAUCCCCCGUGAUGCAUUAUUGCAGAUGUGUAGAUUGAGAGCCUUAAAUUUCUACUACAGCUACUCUGGUUGGGAGAUGGAACAGUUCGAAGGGUCCAGUCAACUGAGGCUCAAGGACUUGGAACAAAUGGACACUCUUCAGUCACUGGGGAUCACAGUAGCUAAUGUAUCUGCUUUGAGUGUAAUCUCGUCGAGUAAGUUUCUUCGAAGCUGCAUACAGUAUCUGUACAUCAAGGAGUGUGAAGGUCUGCACUACUUGCCGCUGUCAUCACAUCCUGGAGACGGUGAUCAAUUGCGUAGGCUGAGUAUCAACAAUUGUGUCGGCAUAAAGCAUUUGGUUGUAGAAGAGGCAGCAGGACAAUGUUGGCUACCAAAGCUGGAGAUUCUCGCCCUUAACGGGCUUCCCAACCUGAUAUCGAUCUGGAAAAACAGGGUGGGCGACGGAUGCCUUGUCAACCUUCGAUCUGUCAACAUUUGGUACUGUCACAAGCUGAAGCAUGUUUCUUGGAUUCUGAGACUCCCACAGCUUGAGACAGUUUAUAUAUUUUACUGCAAAAUGAUGGAAGAGGUUAUAAGAGGGGAAGAUGCAGCAGAAGAGGAUUACAAGAAGGUGUUUCCUAAACUCAAAACUAUUUCGAUAAGAGAUGCACCGCAAUUGAGGAGUAUCUGCCAAAAGGCCAUCUCUUUUCAAUGCCUGAAGAAGAUUGCCGUCAUCGAUUGUCCAAAUCUGAGGAAGCUUCCACUCAAAGCACACAAUGUUGCUGAAUUACCGAUAGUGUAUUGCUACAAGGCAUGGUGGGAUGACUUGGUGUGGGAUGACAGUGAUACAAAAGACACCUUUCUGCCAUAUUUCAUCAGAGCUUGAUGCAGGUUCAGAUCAGGGGCUGUCUAAAGUGUAUACUUUUUGUAAUUUAUGCAAAAUACUCACCACUAUUCUUCAUAUGCACCAUCCAAAAUGCUAUGGGAUGCUUCUUUUGUUUGC
This is a messenger RNA of Andrographis paniculata, 3223 nucleotides long. RefSeq names its product disease resistance protein RPS2. NCBI's taxonomy places the organism in Eukaryota, Viridiplantae, Streptophyta, Magnoliopsida, Lamiales, Acanthaceae. Gene Ontology annotation, molecular function: ADP binding; protein binding; ATP hydrolysis activity. The record is from RefSeq and is a predicted model, not a curated record. Bases 419 to 3106 code for a protein of 895 amino acids. The transcript has 2 exons.